Molecule: messenger RNA, 6706 nt
Organism: Brassica napus (rape)
Lineage: Eukaryota; Viridiplantae; Streptophyta; Magnoliopsida; Brassicales; Brassicaceae
Product: transcription factor bHLH103-like
Exons: 8
Coding region: 3979-4959 (326 amino acids)
Biological process (GO): regulation of transcription by RNA polymerase II
Cellular component (GO): nucleus
Molecular function (GO): RNA polymerase II cis-regulatory region sequence-specific DNA binding; protein dimerization activity; DNA-binding transcription factor activity, RNA polymerase II-specific
Source: RefSeq, a predicted model, not a curated record
AAUACGGAACUUAUGUAAGAGGGUAUGAAUUCUGAAGGAGAAUGAAUGACUUGUGAACAAAUUUCUCAAAACAGGAGGUGUAUCUCAACGUAAAAACAUAAAAAAUUAAUGAAAACUGAUGAAAGAGGAGGUGUAUGUAAGAUAUCCUAAAGAACCUUAAGUACAUAUUUGUCAUAUGAUAAUUGGUUAUAUUAUUCUAAGAAACUUAAAAGGUAAAUAUAUAAUUAUAAUACUAAUUUUAUUUUAUUUUCUUUGGAACGCCAAUAAUUAUAAUACUAAUUAUUUUUUUCUUAUAGAAACUAUCAGACUUUUUUCCAUUAAUCGUGGGUUCGACCCAAAAAUGGGCCCAGUUCUACAACAGGGCUUUAUUAUAAAUGUGCCAAAUUCGAGUUGGCCCACUUUUUAAAAUUUUUGUGCAAAUUAAGGAAAAGGAUUAAAUGCAUUUAAGUAUUUAUUAAUUACAAUUAUUCAACCAAUAUUAUUAAAAAUGAAUAAAAUUAUUUAUAUAAUCAAUGCAUUUAUAAUUAAUAUUUUCUUUGUUUCAUAUUAAAUGUCAUUUUAGUUUUCUUUUACAUUCAUUAUAAGUGUCGUUUUAUAUUUUUAAGGUAAAUAUUAAAUAUUUUUUUCAAAUUUUUAUCUUUAUUUUUUAACUCAUUAAUUAACAAAAUCAAAUAAAAAAAUGCAUUAAAUAAGAAUAAAACUGAAAAUUUAAUCAUUUUCUUAAUUCGUAUGUAAAAAUUGUAAAUGACAUUUAUAAUGACACAAAUAGAAUAUUAAGUUAAAAUUGAAUUGAAUUCUAAAAUAACAUUUUUAUGUAAAGUAAAAUGUUAAAAUAAUAUUUUUCAGAAACAAAGGGAGUAGUAGAUUAGCCCAAGUAGAGAUGGCAGUUCAAGGGCUUGCCCGCGGGCCUGACCCGAAAAGGCCCAUUGCGGGGCGGGAUUGGGCAAAGAUAUUGUGGUCCAUUUAGUUGCGGGUCUUGCGGGACAGGACCGCGGCGGUACUAGGUGGAAACGGGACGGGCCGAAGCGGGAUGCGGGCAAACAUUGAGGCCCGCUACACUUUUCUCACCGAGAACAUAGCUAAACGGUGAUCGGGUGAUGACUAUGGCCUAUGGCCAUUCUUGCUCUCUGUGUUUCUUCCCUUUCGAUCGACAAUCGCAAGCUCUUGUACACAACUCAUUUUUUUGCAUGCGAUCAAAGACUCGCCUUCUUCUUCUCUUCUCUUUUCUUUUCGUUUCUUCAUCUCUUUCCGUCUCUUCACUUUUUCUUCUUCGAUCAACGACCACAGAUCAUCUUCUUUUUUCUCCUCUACACAGUAGAGCGUCGACGACCAUGUGCAGAGAACAAAUCAGGAGGGAUGAUCUGAAGUCUCUUGGCUAUAUGAUUAUGUAUUUUCUUCAAGGAAGGUAAAAUUGAUGAAGCUGCACUUUUUUUUUCUAUUCGUCCUUUGUAUUAUUAUAGUUGUCACGGAUCCUUCACAUCUGUUUUUUUUAGCCUUUUGUUAUUAAUCAGAAUUUUUUGUUUAUCAAAACAGCUCCAUCAGGUUGUGGGCUCUAAGUGGCAAAGUUCUAAGUCACGACUCUUCACCAAGGUGGUUUGUUUGGUACAGUGGAGUACCAGCUUCACAGCAGAACCUUGAAAACACUAAUGAAAUUUGUGCAGAUUCAUGAUAUCAUUUUGAUCUAAUCGUCUGUUAGAACUUGAACAUGUUGGUAUCAAGAGUCUGACUUAUGUUAUAGUCUAAGCUAUCUUGGUCUCUUCUUGUUGCAGGUGACGUGUGAUUCACGAAACCAUUCGAGGUCCUUUGUAGUCAUAAGCUAUAGUUAAGAGUUCCUUUGUAAGUUUGCACGAAACCAUUUGUGUUUCUUUUUCUGAGGGAAGAACAUAAACAAAAUGUGAAUAUAUAUCAAUACACUAGUUGAAUGAAUCACGUUUUGACCUGUGCAGAUUCUUGGUCCCACGAGACAUGACUGUUGGACACUUCAUUCACAUGCUAAGCAAUAGACUACACCGAACUAUAUCCAAAGCUCUGUUUGUUUUAGUAUAGAACACACUUCCUCAACAGGUACCUAAUUAUCCAGCAUCCAUGUCAAAAAAAUCUAUUAAUAAUGCAUUUACUCUUAUCUUUGUUCUCUACAGCUGCUCCCAUAGACUCUUUGAACAAUACUGCCGUCUCCAAGCCCAGCUUCAAAAGCAGAGGAGAUGAGAGCAUGCUUAAGAUCGAUCACUAAGACGAAACCACAAGUAAGAAAAAUGUUUUAUUUUUAAGAGCUUAGAUAUGAGGUUAGUUUAAUAGAACUUGAAUUGUUAUUGCUUAGUUUGAUAGGUAGUGAUUCUAGUAAACACGUAUUGCUCAGUCUGAUAAACUUUGAUGUUUGUUUCUGUGCCCAGACGCAAGUGAGUUAUGUCUGAUCAUGUUGUUUCGUUUAUGCAGGUAUGAUGAACCGACAUCCCACGGGCCGACCCGCAAAGCCCAUGUACUAUUUUCUUUUUAAAAUUAAAAAAUAUAAUUGAUGUUUAUUUUCUUUUUAAAAUUAAAAAUAUAAUUUGUCUACUGGUCCACCUUUUACAGAAUAUAAAUAUGCCGUUAUAACACUUUUGACCUUCCCACUCCACUUUUUUUUUUUAAAUACCUUCCCACUCCACGAAUUAUUCAAGUAACAGUAUGAUUUUAGAGAACGUAUAGUUGUUUACAAUGGAACGAAAUAACUUAAAUUGUACAAAGUCAAAUGACUUACAGCAACAGCUCUAUGUACUAGUAUUAAUAAUUUUGGUCUUAAGAGUCUAAUUCUAUUGAACUAAGAUCCUAUGAAAACGAAUUUUAAAAUUAAUUAGUUAAAAGGCCAAACCAGUUAAUGUUAAUUAAAUAAUAGUUUAAUUGGUGAAUUUCUUUUAUGAAAGUUGGUGUGUAACCUAAUUCACUAUAACACGACUACAAAUCUUAAUGUAUAUUAUAUAUCAACUAAACAAAUAACUAAAAUCAUUGGUGAUGAACUCAAACCUUAUGACAUGAGCACACAUAUAUAUGAGGAAAGAAGAUUUUGGGAAUCAUUCUGAAUUAAAAGGUCAAAACUAAACAACCCAAGUAAAUUCGAGUGUAUGGUAUAUAUGGCUUAAUCCAUAUAGUAAUGUACAUAUAAAAACAUUUGUUAGUGAAAUACCAACAAUUCGGUAGUCACAUUCUUUACAAACUUUCCUGAUAAAAAGAAACUCCACUUACGAUCCAAUGGAUUCUGAUUUCUGACUAUGUUAUAUAUUAGCAGAAAACAGGAAACUCCACUUUUGGUUUUUGUGUGAGCGAGAACCUUUUUGCCAAUGGAUUUGGUAAUAUUGACUUUCCUUUUCUUUUCUUUUUAUAUAUCUUUACCAUUUUAUGUGUACGUAUUCAUAUACCAAAAUAUUUUCCAGAUAGGAUGUAUUUUCCAUUAAUUUUGCAAGAAAAAUAUAUAGAAUACACCGUGAAUGAAUCAUUAGAGAUAUAUGUACAAAGUUAAUAAAAUCAAAUUUAUAACCUGUUUUUCUUUACCUUAGACUACAUGCACACCAAACAUUUUUUUUCGUCAAACUAUUUAUAAGAUAGUACUACCAUCUCACUCAAAAUUCAACAGUUAUUGAAAUAACUAGUUAAAAUUUCAAAGUAUUGUGUAUAAUGCUAGAGAAAUUAAUAUGGUCACCAGCUCACAUUUGUGAUUUGUAUCAUGAUUCAUGCCUUUAAUUACUAGAUCAAAACUAAAAGCUACAUUUUACGUACGUUGGUUAAAGGAUGUCGUCUUUUAACUUAUUUGCUUAUGACCUAAUUUCCUAGCGACUACUCCUGACCGGUAAGAUACCUAAUUUUGUCGCAUAAUUAUGGAUUAUGUAGAUUAAUAUAUUAUAAUUUAUCAACUAAGUAUACCGAUACGUAUAAAAUUCUUGCGACUCUUCUUUUAUAAAUAAAUAUAUCCAACUUUGUUGACUAAAACCACAUCGUCACCUAUAAAUGCAAACCCAUCAUCAAUAUCAUAGUCUUCAUGCAAGCUCCAAUAUUUCCAAGGCAGUAAAAAGAAACAAAACUAAACCAAAUAACUUACUUAACCAACAAGACAUGACGGAAGAAUUUGAAACCGUCGGAGUUCGCACCGGAUCAUGGUGGAGUUUCCCCAGCGGCAUGUUCUCCGACUUGUCUCAGCCACGUUCUACUGAAAUAUCCAUCGAUAUUGGCGGAUUUGAAUGGCAAAACAUUGAUAACAUCGAUGCCGAAACCUAUGACAAGAGCCAUACUUCUACAUUAUCAAGCAAUAGAAAUCUUGAUUCCACCUCACAAGUCAAUGCUUGGAACCAAUAUAACCAUCGUGAAGAAGAAAGAUUCGAUCCGAUAAGUAGUUUCUUAGAAGGAUUGUUUGAUAAUAGUGAACUAUCUGUUCCUAGUGUGAAACCAGAACUACUCGAAAGCUUUCACUUCUUCGAUGACGUUUUCUUGAACGAAUCAAGAACCGUAUCAGUCUUUGAUCACGAGAUUGGAGAAAAACACGAUGAAGAAAUACAAGCCUGGAAGAGUCUAAUUACUUGCGAAAGAGCUAGUGAAAAAACUGAAGACCUCGAAGAUAUUGAGUCAUUACCGCCAUUAAAAAGGCCUAGACUCGAGACACCAACACAAUUUCCGAGCUUCAAAGUUCGUAAAGAGAAACUCGGAGAUCGAAUCACCGCGCUUCAGCAGUUAGUUUCACCCUUUGGCAAGACAGACACUGCUUCUGUCCUACAUGAUGCUAUAGAGUACAUCAAGUUUCUUCAAGAACAAAUCACUGUCUCGAGUAAUCCACAACUGAACUCUAAAGGAUCUGGUGAACAGAAGCAGUGGUCAUACAAUGGUACUCAUGCUGAAGACUCUAGUCUAGGACAAGAUCUUCGAAGCCGUGGUCUUUGUCUGAUUCCGAUUUCAAGUACUUUCUCCACCUCUCCGCUGCAUUUUGGUCUCAUUUAAGUUCUGAAAUUAAACUCUUCCAAUAAACCAAAAAUAUAAUUAUUACACAUGUCCGAACAUAAAUCUUUUUUUUUGGUAAGAACUGUAAAUUCCGAUGUUAGUUUGGUUAAGAAAUGUGUUAUCUCGUUGGGUUUACUUGCUACGGUUUAGUUGUAUCACCAAAAAAGAAAGAAUUGAUUUUGCGGAUUUUUUUACCAACCAUACUAUUUUAUGUUUAUGUUCAAUUAUUCUGUCGUUUUAACGGCAGAAAAAACAAGAAUGCGUGAGAUAUUAGUUAGGCUAAUAUUAGAGUUAAAUGUAUUUUUCAAAGUUUCGUGAUUCCACUACACAAAUUAUUUAUUUUCACAGUCCGGGUCCGUGAAACCUGUCAGAAUCUAUAUAAAGAAAUGGAAUACUGUGGAUUAGACAAAUAAAAUGGUGUUUUUGUCAACUAAAUUAGAUACGUUAGAGAAUCAGCACUGAUAUAAUUUUGACAAAGUAUAUCAAAUAUAAUAUGAAUAUAAUUUACUAUUACCACUAAAUUUUUUUAAAAAGUUAGAUCAAUAAUAAAGAACCAAAAUUUUUAAGAUUUUUUAAACUAUUUUAAUAUCUUUUUAAAAGAUAAAUAAUUGUCUUAUCUCUUCUCUUUAUAAUUUUUAUAUGUAUAUAUUAAUAUUUUUAAAUGAAAAAUAUAUAUUUUAAAGAAACUCAUCGAUGUACAUACUAUUGAUCAGGAUACCCCAAAUAUCUCAAACAAAAAAGAUAUUCAAUUAAAAAAUCUCUCUUUAAUAAAGCAGCUUCUUUUGAUGAUACUCAAAGGACACAGCUCUGUUUUGUUUUGUUUGUGUGCCCUCAAAUCAAGGCAUAUGAUUGAAUAAAAAACAUACAACAAUCAUCUUUAAGCACUGUUUCCGAAGAACAAAAAAAGCAAGAGUCAACCGAAAAAAAAACACCACUCUAUUUUAGUAGAAAGAAAUCAUUGCAGACUAUAGACGAAAUGCUUUUGUUAUGAGCACGCCACAAUUGAAACUAAAAAAUAACCCUAAUUCGAGUAGACAAGAAUCAUAAAGUACACUAACUGGUUUGUCUCAGUGACUGUUGCACUACAAAGACAGGGUUGUCUUAUAGAAUCAUCAAAGUUCUUAGGAUACUAACAAAAAAAUUGGAGGAUUUAAUUUCUUGAAUCCAUGAAUGUUUACACAAAACCAAAUAGAUCAAUUGAUUUGUAAGAAGCAAUGACUAUAACUGUUUCUGCAUAUACCAACACAGUGAUUCAACUAGCAAACAGUGUGUACCUAAAUUGAGUGAAUCAAAAACCAAACAAAAGUGGAAUCAGUACUGUUGCUACUCAUUAGAAAUUAUGUGAAAUUUUUAGGCACCACGAUACCUGAACUUGACCGGUUAGAGCAUGCAAGAAUACUUGCAACAAAGGGUUGGAUUCAACAUGGUAAGGGAUUAAACGCUAUGAAAAAAAUGAAAAUGCUUCAUUGACCAAAAACAUUAAACGUUUAUGUAAGAAUGAAUACUUACAACUAAUGGUUGGACUCAACAGAGAAGACAUUAAAAACACUAUGAAAAUGGUAAAAGAUUACAAUUUUCUUGAAGAAGACUUAUCUGUAUGAUCCUUUUAUUUCUUUGAAUGUACACAAAAACAAAAACCUUAAAAAAGCAUUUGCAUUUUGCUUUGAUGAAAACCUAAGCCUUUUUUUUUGUUUUCUUCUUCCUUUCAUUUGUACAUGAACUACAAGGGAGAAUCCAGCACAACAAA